AUGAAAUCAACUUUAUUAGUUCUUACCACAGUAUUGAUAUUCUCUUUGACAGAGAUAUCAUUAUCUAUUCCAGUUUCCUAUAAAUUCGCAAAACGUGCAUUCACAGGAGAUGCAACUUAUUAUGAUCCCGGAUUGGGUUCAUGUGGAAUUACUAGUAGCGGAAGUGAUUUUGUCGUCGCAUUGGUAACUAUAGAUGGAAAUCCAAAUCACAAUCCUCUUUGUGGUAAACAAAUUGUCGUUACUGGUCCUAAAGGAAGUGUUACAUGUACAAUCGUUGAUAGGUGCCCCGUUUGCCCUUAUGGCGAUGUGGAUUUAUCCCGUCCUGCAUUUGAAAAAAUCGCCGACUUAUCCGUUGGAAGACUUAGAGUCACUUGGGAUUUCGUUGGUGGUGGUAGUCCUCCACCCCCACCCCCACCCCCACCUACUACUACAACUACAUCUAAUAAUCCUCCUCCUCCUCCCCCACCUACUACUACACCUGAAUCUACAUCUAAUCCUCCUCCUCCUCCUCCCCCACCUACUACUACACCUGAAUCUACAACUGAUAAUCCUCCUCCUCCUCCCCCACCUACUGCUACUCCUGAAUCUACAACUGAUAAUCCUCCUCCUCCUCCCCCACCUACUGCUACUCCUGAAUCUACAUCUAAUAAUCCUCCUCCUCCCCCUGAAGAAACUACUUCACCUGCUGCACCUGAAGUAACUACUUCACCUGCUGCACCUGAAGUAACUACUUCACCCGCCGUUUCACGUACACGUCAUCAUGAUCAUUAUGAUAAUACAGCACAAUCAGUGUCACCUUCAGCAGAUGUAGAGAAUACACCUACUAAAUCUACUUGUUCUCUAGGCACCCCCACUAAUAAUUAG
This is a messenger RNA of Diversispora eburnea, 864 nucleotides long. Lineage: Eukaryota; Fungi; Glomeromycota; Glomeromycetes; Diversisporales; Diversisporaceae. The record is from the annotation of a GenBank genome assembly.